Molecule: messenger RNA, 2508 nt
Organism: Aaosphaeria arxii CBS 175.79
Lineage: Eukaryota; Fungi; Ascomycota; Dothideomycetes; Pleosporales
Product: glycoside hydrolase family 3 protein
Exons: 5
Coding region: 1-2508 (835 amino acids)
Biological process (GO): glucan catabolic process
Molecular function (GO): beta-glucosidase activity
Source: RefSeq, a predicted model, not a curated record
AUGGAUGUCGACCAGCUUAUUGAAGCCCUGAGCUUGGAAGAAAAGGUAGCUCUGCUGGCCGGCGCAGAUGUAUGGUCAACUGCGACAAUUGACCGCCUGGCCAUUCCUAGCGUCACUUUCUCCGAUGGGCCUCAUGGUGUUAGAGGAACGAAGUUCUUUAAUGGGAAACCAGCAUGCUUACUUCCCUCUGCUACCGCCAUGGGCGCCACUUUUGACUCCGAACUUCUUGAGUCCGUGGGAAGACUGCUCGGCUCGGAAGCAAGAUCUAGAAACAUUCAGGGUCUACUGGCACCAACUGUCUGUAUUCAACGCUCGCCCCUGAUCGGCAGAGGCUUUGAGGCUUUCGCAGAGGAUCCCUUGCUUAGCGGGCUUCUGGCUUCUGCGUAUAUCAAUGGUGUACAGAAGCAAGGGGUUGGCUGCAUUCUGAAGCACUAUGCUGCCCAUGAUCAAUCUUCGAUGUCUAUCGAAGACUCUAUUCGAGUAUCCGAUAGGACUCUGCGCGAAGUACAUCUCCUGCCCUUUCAGAUUGCCGUUAAAAAGUCCAACCCUUGGGGGAUCAUGGCUGCAUACCAGAAGGUGAAUGGAUUUCAUGCAAGCGAGCAUGAUUGCCUGCUUCAACAGGUUUUGAGAAAAGAAUGGGGAUGGAAUGGUUUGACUAUGAGUGAUUGGUUCGGCACUUAUAGUACAUCAGAAGCCGUUAAUGCUGGGCUCGAUCUCGAGAUGCCUGGUCCGACCAAGUGGAGGGGCGACAGACUUAGUUGGGCUGUGCUGAGCCGCAAAGUGUCUACAAGCACACUUGAUGAGCGAGUAAAGAACGUUCUCGAGUAUGUCAAGCGGGCGGUAAACACUGAUAUUCCAAGAGAUGCAUCUGUGACGGAUGAGAUUGCUACUAGUAUGCCCGUUGCGCGGAAGGUCAGUGCUGACAGUAUUGUCUUGUUAAAGAACGAAGAGCAAAUCCUGCCCUUGACAAACACGAAGGGAAAACGCUUUGGCUUGAUUGGGUCAGGCUUCCACUACCCAGCAAUUGCAGGCGGUGGAAGUGCAGAUUUGACACCCUACUACGUAAGCACUCCUUACGAUGCUAUGGUAGAAGAAGUAGGAGAGGAGAAUAUUACUUAUGAAGUCGGAUGCUACACUCAUCGCUUCAGUCCGCUAUUGUCCCAAGAUCUGUAUCUGCCUGAUUCUCAUGAAACUGGCCUUUUGUGUGAAUGGUUCUCCGAAGAUCCUACGAUCCAAAGUUGUUCGGUCCUUACAUCGGUUACGACUAAACAAUCUGGAAUGUUUUUCUCAGACAACUUUCCUAAGGACUUUCCGUCGCUCUGGUGGUUGAAGAUUAGAACAACUUACAAGGCGAAGAAAUCAAUGACCUUUAGAUUUGGUCUCUGCGUAGGCGGCUUAGCAAAAAUGUCUGUCAAUGGAACGCAGGUGAUAGAUCUCUGGACCUCUCAACCUGAGAAGACUGAUGAUACUCCAUUCUUCAACUCGAUGAGUAUGGAAAAGUUCGCCGAUAUCGAUGUCGAGGAGGGUCAACAAUACAAUAUUGAGAUUCUGAUGAAGAAUGAGGCUUAUGGCGUUAGCGUUGGCGCAACACCAGCAGGAGGCAUACGGCUCGGUGGCUGCGAGGUCUUUGACGAAGCCGAAGCCAUGAAUAGAGCCAUCAACGUCGCAAAGACUGUUGAUAUACCUAUUGUUAUCGCGGGGACUGGAUCAGAUUGGGAAUAUGAGGCUGCGGAUCGACCCUCCCUGGACUUACCUGGUCGAGCCAAUGACUUGGUGCAGGCGGUACUGUCAGCGAAUCCUAACACGAUUGUGAUCACCCAAUCCGGUCUGCCGAUCACCAUGCCAUGGAUAAAUGAAGCACGUACACUUGUGCACGCCUGGUUUGGUGGACAAGAGACUGGCCAUGCGAUGACUGAUGUACUUUUUGGUAGGAUCAAUCCAUCUGGCAGACUUCCGAUUACCUUCCCAGUUCGCAUGGAAGAUAAUCCGGCCUAUCUUACCUUUGGAAAAUCCGACUGUGAGCUCUAUUACGGCGAAGGUGUGUUCGUUGGCUACCGCUACUACGAAAAGCUCGAUAGACCGCCACUGUUCUAUUUUGGAUUCGGUCUCUCUUACACGGAAUUCGAGUACACAAACUUGAACGUACCGCUCGAAUACGAACCGAACCCUGACUUCGUCAUGACCGUCUCUGUUGAUGUUCAAAACGUUGGGCUGUCGGAUGGAGCCGAAGUCGUGCAGAUAUAUGUUUCUGAUGAAAAAAGCUCGGUAAUCCGGCCCAAAAAAGAACUGAAAGCCUAUCGGAAAGUUUCUUUGCCAGCGGGGCGAAAACUGUCAGUCGAAUUGCACAUCGAUAAGUAUGCAGUGUCAUUUUGGUGUGAGCGAACUUCAGAGUGGAUAGCUGAGGCCGGGCGCUUUGAUGUUAUCAUAGGACGCAGCGCGGAUCCCCGAGACGAAAUUCAUCGUUCGAGUUUCGAUCUAUCCAAAACCUUCAGGUGGUCGGGAAUUUGA